This is a messenger RNA of Corylus avellana, 1727 nucleotides long. RefSeq names its product chloroplast signal recognition particle component (CAO) (gene CAO). The record is from RefSeq and is a predicted model, not a curated record. Gene Ontology annotation, molecular function: protein binding. Lineage: Eukaryota; Viridiplantae; Streptophyta; Magnoliopsida; Fagales; Betulaceae.
CCUUAUUAGUCAAGUAUGGUCUAAAGCCCAAACUAAUGUGUGUAUGGUUUAAAGCCCAUAUAAAUGAAACUCGAAAAGCAAUAUUUUUCCAGCCUCUUUGCCCCAUUUUUUAGGCCCCACUUUUUAUCUCUUGAUCAGACACAGAAGGCCCUUUCCCAUCAAUAAGGACAAAUCAACCCUUCAUGGGCCCAUACUCAUCCUCCAAUUGGCCCAAUUCCAUGUUUGUGGCCAGAAAUCAAUACCACAAAAUUGCCUGGACAAGGCAGAAAAAACAAUCGCAGAAACACCAACAUAUGAUAAUGGAUUAUGGAUGUGGUUCCUUAUCCCAAACCCACUUCCCAGAUUUCACUGCAUCCACCAUUGACAGCUCAGCCACCUUCUCUAACCCACCAUCACCGCCAACCAUCACGCACCAACGCCACCAAUGGACGCUCUCUCAGUCAAUCGAUCUCUCUCUAGCCUCAAACUCAGAACCAUAACCAUCCCUUCUUCUUUUCCCUCCCAACAGCAACAACUCGCCCUCAAACCAAACCGUGGCACCCGAAUCUUCACCGUCUAUGCCAUCCAAAACCAAGAAAAGGACCUCCAAGAAACUCAGGAAACGCUUCCGAGAAACAACGCCGACGACGAGUCGUACGGUGAAGUCAAUAAGAUCAUCGGUAGCAGAGCGGUGGGAGGUGGGGCCGCCAUGGAGUACUUGAUCGAGUGGAAAGACGGGCAUGCCCCUUCCUGGCUCCUGUCGGAUUACAUAGCCAAGGAUGUGGUGGCGGAGUACGAGGGUCCGUGGUGGACCGCAGCCAAGAAAGCCGACGAGACGGCUCUCCAGCGGCUCGCCGAGGAGGAAAUGCGUGACGUGGACGCCGUGGACCAAGAUGGGCGGACCGCGCUUAUUUUUGUUGCCGGGCUCGGAUCCGAGCCGUGUGUCAAGCUCCUAGCCGAAGCCGGCGCGAACCUUGACCAUCGCGAUAGCAGCGGCGGCUUGACGGCUCUUCAUAUGGCGGCUGGGUAUGUUAAGCCGGGUGUUGUUAAGGUGUUGCUGGAGCUUGGUGCGGACCCGGAGAUUGAAGAUGACAAGGGACGUGCGCCGUUGGAUUUGGCGAAAGAGAUCUUGAAGGUUACGCCUAAAGGAAACCCCGUGCAAUUUGCAAGGAGAUUGGGGCUUGAGAGUGUGAUUAGGAUGUUGGAGGGGGCAAUAUUCGAGUACGCGGAGGUGCAGGAGAUAUUGGAGAAGAGAGGGAAGGGUGAUCAUGUGGAGUAUUUGGUCAAAUGGAAGGACGGUGGAGAUAAUGAGUGGGUCAAGGCUGGUUUGAUAGGGGAGGAUCUGGUGAGGGACUAUGAGGCUGGGCUGGAAUAUGCUGUGGCAGAGGGAGUGGUGGGGAAAAGAGUUGGUGACGAUGGGGGCAGAGAGUACUUGGUGAAAUGGACGGAUAUGGAGGAAGCCACGUGGGAGCCUGAGGAGAAUGUUGAUCCUGAAUUAAUCAAAGAGUUUGAGGUGACCCAGGAAGUGGAGGCCCAGGCUCAAUUGAGUAAGGAAUAACGAUGGGCAUAAAAUUAUUUGGGCUUUUGAUAUUGGGUUUUAUGUUCAUUUCUGUGGUUAUUUGAAAUGAGGUUUACUGUGAUUGGGAAGCAAAAACAUUUUCUCCUUCCAAGAUUUUGUAAAGCAUUAUUAUAAACCACGAAGUGACUUUUUCUAAACGGACGAGGAAUUUAGGGUUGGUGUGUUGGGU